GUGAGCAAGGUUGUUGCGGAAUUGGCCGGCAAGAACCUUGAGGAGCUGACCGCUGAGGGAAAGAAAAAGAUCUCCUCCGUUCCCUCCGGAGGUGGCGGAGCCCCCGCUGCCGCAGCUCCUGCCGCCGCCGCCGCCGGUGGUGCGGCCGCUCCCGCCGCCAAGAAGGUUGAGGAGGAGGAGGAGGAGGAAGAUGAUGAUAUGGGAUUCGGUCUUUUUGAUUAAUCGAUCUUUCGAGUUAUGUUGAUAUCGACUCUGCUCUUCACUCAAUCGAACAUUGUAUUUUACAAUUUUUUAAAAAUAUAAAUGUUCACACUUA
Molecule: messenger RNA, 316 nt
Organism: Eurytemora carolleeae
Lineage: Eukaryota; Metazoa; Arthropoda; Copepoda; Calanoida; Temoridae
Product: 60S acidic ribosomal protein P2
Biological process (GO): translation; cytoplasmic translational elongation
Cellular component (GO): cytosolic large ribosomal subunit; ribosome
Molecular function (GO): structural constituent of ribosome
Source: RefSeq, a predicted model, not a curated record